AUGAGUCUGUUGUGCGACCCCAACUCGUUUCACCUCUUUGUAGAGGAUGAUCUGGGAUCUUUCUUGAGCAGUUUGGAGAAGGAGCGCCAAUCCACCAGCCACAUUGUCAUACUAACGGAUCAAGCAACGUUUCUAAAUAAACGACCGGCUCUCUUGGCUACCUUGAAAUUCUUGCUACGUCAUCCUGCGGAGGAUCCAAAAGGAAAUUUGUCCCCCCAAGGGGGCCUCUAUACUAUAGAGGGAAAUUUACAAAAUUGCCAAAAUAUAGACAAUCCUCCUAUCAGUGUAGAGGAGACGAAAUCCAGGAAUCGGUUUGUCUUACCUCGUAGCGACGAUGAGAACCACCUCGGUGAGAAACUUACCCAUUCUUCCAGGGAAGAGAGUGAUAAUCAAGAUGGGAAGAAAAAUUCUGAAGAAGCCAGGCAGGAAAUGAGAAUUGAUAACCAAAUUUAUUGUAAAUCCGCACAUCAGAUGGUUCGUUGUGAAGCGAACAAAGGGACGACGCACAUCCUUGGAGUCAAUGAGUCGAUACAACAAAUUUUUGAAAAAUAUGAACAGUCCCUCGUGGAAAAAACUAAACGAACCCCACACGUCUUUGCACACCAAGUUAAAAAUGUCCUAAUGAUAAUUUCGAAGACAAAAAAGUGGGAUGAUAAGGUGGAGGUUGCUCACCAGUUAAUUGAUCUGUUUGAUAGAAAUGUUACUCUGGAGGAAUCACAGAUUAUCUGUUUUGCCAGUGAACAUAUUCUAGAAUGUUUUUAUCUCAUGUGCCGGGUCUUACAUAAAGAGCUCAAGGUUCACCUCUUUCCUAUGAGCGGGCGUGCCCUUGUUGAAAUGGUGGGAGACGCCGCGGGAUCCUCCGUUGGUUGGCAUAGAGCAGAAGAAACGUGCGAUGCGGUUAAAGGUGAUCGUUGUGAUGGGGGAGUUCACACAAACCAUCAGAAGGUCAUCCCCACCUAUGACGACAAUGCAAUUUGCGCUGAUAGCGUAACGCAUGUGAGAAGGGAACUGAUAACAUCGUUGAAAGAGGAAGACUGCAAAGGAAUCCUUACCCAGGCAUUAAAACUAGCCAUCUUGAAUGACCGCAAGUUAUUCUCCAACAUAAAGAACACCGACAUGAACCAGUUUAAGAAGAGAAUAAAAUAUUUUCUUCGAAGAUUGUUGAUGAAUAGUUGCAAAAUAAGUAGAAAUGGAAGAAGGGACAUUUUAAAGUUUGGAAGUACUAUUGGAAAUGCAAUAAAAAAUGCCACAGGAAAUCCCCUAAACGGUAUCUUCACAAAGGAUGAAAUAUUUUUCUGUUAUGGUAUUUUCUACGAACUGAAGAUGAUGUAUGAAAUAGGUGCAGUGGACCUUAUCUUCCUCAUGGAAGUAGAAGAAAUUAUGAUGAAGCACAAAAUGAAAUAUAAGUUAAGCAAUAAUUAUUUGAACUACUACACCCAUGAUAUUAUUCAGUACCUUACCAAGGAACAUCCAUCUGGAAUGGAUAAAAUUUUAUUAGUUCAUGUCACUGGAAUAGGAGAGGUGCACCCCGACGUGAUGAUUAGCGUGCCUUUAUGCGUCGUUUGUAAGGUUCUCUAUCCCAUGGUAUCUUUUCACCCCACAAAUAUGCACUUAUCGCUGCAGGAGAAUGAACGUAUCAACACGUUGGAACCAUUUGUCCAUAUAAGACAUGUGGGAAAUAAAUCCGAAGCCAUUCGAGUGAUUUAUGUUUCUUGCAUGAGCAGAGAGAAUAUCUGCAUCAGGAAUGUAAGUGCAUGUCUCGAUGUUGUAGUUUUCGUCAAAAUAUUAAAGGAAUUAAAAUUUGAGAUUAGGUUGGCCAGACAAGGAAAGACCACUACCUCAUAUCCAGAUGAUUCUUCAGCGAAAGAAUAUAUCCUACAUAUAAAAGGAAACAUACAAAGGAGUGUUUUUUUAUUUAAACGGUUUAUUUACGAAAGGGGAAUCACCCUCAAUGUGUACAACUGUGGGACGGUGUGCCGCUUCAUUUUGCCCCUUCUUUGCAUCUACAUCUGCAAACAAAAUUUAAAGGCGAAAAAGAGAAAAAAAAAGGUUCUAAAAUGGAUUCUGUUGAAAGGAAACAAACAAAUGGAGACGACUCGAAUUAUCGGACCCCUUGUGCAAGUCUUACGACAAGCCUUUAAUUGUCUAAAUAUUGAGUACACGAAGAAGGAAAAUUAUUUGCCUAUAUGUAUUAGUGUGAAGGAAGGAGCCAACGUUGAAGGGGGAAUCUUCUCCACGGAAUACCUUCGAAUUGAUAAUUACCAUUCCAGCCAGUUUGUCUCGUCGAUGCUCCUACUGUCAACAUUCUCAGAGACGGACACAUGCAUCGGGUUGACUUUUAAGAGGAUUGACGAUGAAGGGAGGGGAGAAAUCUUGAGUCAGAGCAAAUGUGGAAAAAUAAAUGGACACAUUAGUCAACAUGAUGGAAGAGAGGAAAACCCUACUCAUAAUACAGCGCAGCGCAGUAUUUCUCCCCGUCAAAAUCGGAUCGUAUCCUGCAUCCCAGAUAAUACAUCGUAUAGACCUCUUCACCACAGAGCGCUUUCCGCCCUUUCGAUAAGGCGCAACGGAACGACUGCACAUAAUAUCCAAGGAAGGUAUCACACCAUCGAAGACGGCCAGAAUAAUUCUACAAGUUAUGCAACAUCCAAAGGAGCAACCACCACCACGCAACAGUUCAGUACUACGUCAAAAUCGUUUAUCGAUCUGACCAUCCGGGUGAUGAAAUUAUGGGGGGUUCAGGUCGGUAUGAAAAACUUCUGUUAUGUUCUCAAAAAGUCAGGUAGGUACCCCUCCUAUGGCAGAGGACGAAGGGAAUUGGCUCUCCGCAAAUUUCUUGUUAGCCGGAUUAAGCGGUUCAUUUGUGUAGUGACGGGUGUGAGGCGCUGGUGCUUUUCCCCCACGGGCCUCACCAAACAGAGUCUCUCCAAACAUGGUCUCACCAAACAUGGUCUCAUCAAACAGAAUUUCACCAAACAGAGUCUCACCAAAUGCGAGGGGGAAGACGGGAAAUCUGAUAACACCCCAGUGAGGCUACCCGUAGAUGUAAAAGGAGAGGAAGUGGUUUUGAAUAUCUCUCUGUCAAGUAGUACCCCCAUAUACACUGCUAAAUGUGCGCCUUCCUAUAGAGUGCAAAACGAUUUGGGACUGCUCAUUUACUUCAUCAUUGGCUGUCUCAUCAGGGGGAAAAACUGCGCCAUCGAUGUGGGGCUCCGUCUAGAUGGGAUCGACCUAUACGCCGAUGAAGGCGCUGUGGUGAGGAGAGAAAUGAACGGACCAAGUGAACAUAUAUCGCAUGGAUUUUAUUUCUCGGAUGAUGCUCAUGAUAUGUCUUUCCCCCAAUUACGUAGAAUCAAGGCGAUAAGGUUCCAGGCGAACAUAUCCAACUAUGCCCUCCUGAAUGUGUUUCUCCUCCUUGGAGUGGAUAUAUACGUCAAAGAGGGAGGAAAUCGUAGAAAGAGCAAAAAACUGUAUCUUCUCACCUCGAAAAGGAUGAACAUUAGACAAGAGUGGAUAAGGGGUCUUCUUCUCCAGGGAGAGGCAACUUCCAGAGGGGGGAAGGACCCUUUGGAGGGUAAAGUCAAGCAAGCCAAGUGGGAGGUCUUCCAGAAUAUAUACUUGAAAAUGAAACUCCUUUCGAAUAAGAUGCACUUGAAAGUGGUAGUAGAUGUUGAAAAUUUUUCUGAUGAUUUCUUUUCCCUGAGUGUCCUCUUUUGUUACUACCUCCUAUUGCACCCAACAGAAUACAUUUUUUUUAAGAUAAAAAACGUGCGAAAUCAGAACAUCAAAGAAUCUGUCCGUGUGUACAACUCGGUUAUCAUACUGAAGUUAUUCUUUCAAAACGUGCUCUGUAUUUUCUGUGAUAGGAAUAGUGUGUACAUCAGUCGCAUGGGGCAUCCUAUACAGAACUGCCUGUUCUAUAGAAUGUGCAAAGAGAGGCAUCUCCCCCCAGGGGAGGCUAUUUCUGAAUCAGCUUCACCAACAAGUGCCCAACUUGAAAACAACUCUAAGUAUGUAACGAACGACAAAGGGGAGGUAUACCUAUAUGUAGACACCCGAAGGGAUCAUCGAAUUAUUUUCAUGGUAUCCAUUUUGUCUCUCCUCGGGGGAAAUAUCCUGAUUGAUAAUACUGGCGAGGUAGAAAAAAGUUUCCCGCACUUUUUCGAUUGCGCACAUCGUUAUUUAGGGUUAAACGUAGAUUACACAACUUGUGGGAAUCUCAACUUUUACAACUUUACCAAGCUCUGUAAAUAUAGACUGGUGAGUGGGGGUACUUAUCCACCAUCAGCGGAACCACGUCCAGAAGAGGGACCCCCUUCGGAGGCGUCCCUAAUGUGGAGCGAUUCCUCAGCAAGGAGUGACAUCCAUGAUGGAUCUACUGAGAUGGAAAAUUUCCCACGUGGGAGCCAAGUUAAGUGCAUACAGAAUUAUCAAAAAAGGGGAGAGAAAAAUAUGGCUAUAAAAAUGGGAGAAGCAGAGAAGGAGAAAAACUUCCACGUGGAUAUGGAGAUGUGGCCUAACAUAAAAGAAGGCACAAGAAGAGAAGGAACAAAAUUUACAGAUGUUCAGACUGAAAAUCCUCCAUCUGGUGGAGACGGUUCCACAAAUUCGAGUUUACACCUGGAAGCAAGGUACCUUCAUGAGGAGGCGAACUGUGUGGACUCCCCCACUAGAGAAAUUAUCUCUGCUGAGAUGAAUACAGUUCAAGGUGAAAGCGGUUCCAUCAGUACACAGAAUAAAUCAAAAUUCUGUGGGACCCCAAAAAGAGAAAAAAACAUGUUAUCCCCUUCUGGGGAGAAGCAACCCCUCAAAGAUACCUGUCGAGAGAAAUUUGAUAAAAUUGUUGCGAAUCGAAGGGGGAUCCUUCCACGGGAUCCGAACUACUGGAGAGAAUACCAGUAUGAGACACUUCUUCACGGAAACGACGCUGAUAUCCUUCACCUAAUCAACCAAGUGAACAACCUCAACAUAAGUAUCAUAUGCGGCAUUAGAAAUGUGGGGAAAAGUUACUUGAGCAAACGGAUAAAAACGAGGGGCCUUGUGAUUGACCUGGACGAAUUCAUCCUGGAUGGGCCGAUACGUUUUGAUCAACUCACCAUUGAUGACUUCAGGUAUUAUGAGUAUAUUACGUUCGUUUCGAUGCUGUAUCUGGUCUACUUAAUUUUUUCUGGAGAAAAGGUUCACUAUCACAGGGGAGGAAAACCGUUGCAAAGUAAAGAGAACGUUCUAGAAGGGGAACAACCUUCUCUAAGGGAAAUACCACCCUACCCCAUGGGAAGAUCUGGAGAAGAAGCCCAAGGUAUGUUCCGUGCAAACCCCUUUUUGACCCUUCGAGAAGAUAUGGUCCUCUUUUACAACAAGAAGGUGAAUCGGCUUUAUCAUAAGAUGAAGGAGAAACACUUCCUCAACAAAGAUGAAGUGGGCGUGGAAAGCGUUACCAUCGUCCUUGGUGGAGGCAUCGUAGAAUUCGAAAAAUCUAGACAACUUAUGGACAAAGUAAAAAAUCUUCUACUCAUUAAAAGGCCCCCAGAAGAAAUUUACCAUAUGUGUAUGAACGACAAGGUAAAACCUCCAUUAAGUGGCAACCUGGAAGAAAUAAUCAAAAGAAGAACGGUCCUCUUUGAAAAUUUAAAUGCUUUUCACUUUGCCAUCCCCUCGGAAGAGGACAUAAAGAGGUGUCUAAAGAAUGCACCAAAAUCCAGGAAUGAACUGAUAGUUAGUAGCUUUUUAAACUUCUUUAAUUAUCAAUUUUUUGUAAAGCCCACAAUUAAGCAUACCUACGUUAAGAUGGCCACAACGGGGAAGACCAUACUAUCCCUGCGUCUAACAGAAUUUUAUUCAUUCGACUAUACCACCUUGGAUGGCACUUACGAGGUGGUUGAACUUGUCAUGGAUUUAUGGCCAAAUGGUAAUAUUUACAAUGAAGAGAAAGAGCGCAAGACGGAUCUGCUGCAGCUAGCCAUUUUCAUAAUUCGGUCAUACACGGAUAAACCGAUAUGUGUGAAGUUCCCGAAAUGGAUUUUAGACCCCACAUUUUCAGAACCUCUAAAUGAGGCAUCCUCGGAAAGGAAAAAAAAAACUUCUUACCGAUACACUCUGAACAACUUGUACAAAUACAGAAUUAAUAUUUUCGACGUUGAUGUGAAUUUUUUUAAAAAGGUAAACAAUUUCAUGCCGCGGAAAAGGGAAAAUAUUUUCCUCAUCUUGUCGAAUUAUCGGGAGAAUAUCCAUAAAAAGCAAAUAACAACCGACCUUUAUAAACUAGACAAGUCGGAAGCUGAUUUGGUAAGACUAACCUUUGGGCGGGCCACGCAAUCGGAUAGGGAGACUCUCCAUUUGGAGAUAAUUCGCCAUUAUGAGAGAAAAUUGGGGAACCCUCUAAUUUCUCACGUUAGAGGUAUUAGGGAAGCACCAUGGUACAAGGUUCCGCCUGAUCAAGUCAGUCACCAGGAGCGUUACGAGAUUUCGGCUUACACAUCUGAGGUGAAUGACUCACUGGUUUUUCUCCACAAUGACGUUUCCCACGUGGGGUGCCCCCAGUGGGGGCUGGCAGUGGAGGAAAAGAAGGGACAGAUCCCCCACCACAAGACCUACAUGCACAGCUUCUACCAGCAGGGGGUGAAGACCAUCAUUUCGUGUAUCCCUCUGUGA
Messenger RNA from Plasmodium knowlesi strain H, 6651 nucleotides. Its product is annotated as pentafunctional AROM polypeptide, putative. NCBI's taxonomy places the organism in Eukaryota, Apicomplexa, Aconoidasida, Haemosporida, Plasmodiidae. The record is from RefSeq and is a predicted model, not a curated record. Gene Ontology annotation, molecular function: 3-phosphoshikimate 1-carboxyvinyltransferase activity. The transcript has 3 exons. The coding region runs from base 1 to 6651 and encodes 2216 amino acids. Gene Ontology annotation, biological process: chorismate biosynthetic process.